Messenger RNA from Cyprinus carpio (common carp), 2811 nucleotides. Its product is annotated as ras association domain-containing protein 5. The transcript is spliced from 7 exons. The record is from RefSeq and is a predicted model, not a curated record. Gene Ontology annotation, biological process: signal transduction. Gene Ontology annotation, cellular component: nucleus. Bases 75 to 1517 code for a protein of 480 amino acids. Lineage: Eukaryota; Metazoa; Chordata; Actinopteri; Cypriniformes; Cyprinidae.
CUGAAUCAUGCGCGUCACACGCUCGCCGCUGGGGCUUCAGUUUAGUUUGUAUUCUGCUCACCUAGGCGAAAGAUAUGGCGUCCGUCACUUUAGGACAGCACCCUGCUCAACACCACCUCGACUCGGAUCAGCAGCUAUUUCAAAACCUGAAGUCGAGCGACGGGAAGAAGUUCACGCGUAAGUGGUCGCUGGAAAAGAUCAUGCGAAACAGAGCGAGUGAUGUGGACAGCGAGAGAGCCGCAGUCUCAGCAUCGCUCGUGUUAUUCAAUCACGAGCCCCCUUCAGCAUCACACAGCCGAGGCUGUACUGCCGGUUCGCCACGUAAUAAUACGGACAGGUCGAUUGUGGACAUGGACCGAGAGAACGCGAACAAUAAUAACGGAAUAUUUCGCAGGCACAGUGCUAGGAGCCGGUGUAGUGGAGGAUUUUGUGGUGAUAGGACAUCACCACAAGAAGUUCGCAAUUCCUCGGCGCGGUCAAACUUCAGCUGCCCGCCAGACGAACUGGAGGGACUGCCGAUCGACAAGCUGACACAGGCGAGGUCAGGAGUAGUGAAGAUGCGAAGCGAGUCUCUCAGGAGAAAGGCAUGGUCCAUCUUCAACCAGAAAGACCCGAGGGUGAAGGCAGAGAAGGGAGAGGGCCACAUCUUCAUCUCCAGGCAGCUGAGCCAGGACUGGUGCGACGCCUGCAACCAUCAGAUCAGCAGCGCUGCGCUCAAGUGCCGAAACUGCAGCUACACAUGUCAUUUGGAGUGUCAGGGGCUUGUUCAGCUGGACUGCAACCAACUAGCCCAGCCGGCAGAGGAUGUGUCUACCCCCGCUCCACAGAGGCCCGCAGCCAAAGACCUUCAGGAGACGCAUGUGACAAAAGAGGAAGAGGAAGAGAAGCCAACAUCCCUCACAAAAGAAGAGAUUCAAGCGAAAAUAGAUGACUACAACUCCAAAGUGUCAGAGAAUGGAAUGAAAUUAAGCUCAGAUGGCACAUACACUGGUUUCAUAAAGGUUCACUUGAAGCUGCGCAGGCCUGUGACUGUAUGUUUGGAUGGGAAGCCACCAGGACCAUGUUCCUCUUCUGAUAGUUCAGAUAACCGCACAUCCUUCUACCUGCCCAGAAAUUCUGUUAAACAGCUACACAUCAGCAGUACCACCACAGUCAGGGAGGUCAUCCAGGGCCUGCUGAAGAAGUUCAUGGUACAGGAUAACCCGGGCAAGUUUGCCCUCUACCGCCUGACCCGUCGAGACAGCCAGGAUCUUUUCCAGAAGUUGCAAUUAUCAGAAUGUCCACUCUGCUUGAGGCUGUUAGCAGGUCCUGAUCUAGAAAACUUGUCCUUUGUACUCAAAGAAAAUGAGACUGGCGAGGUUGAGUGGUAUGCGUUUUCAGUCCCUGAGCUGCAGAACUUCCUGAUCAUCCUGGAGAAGGAGGAGAAGGACCGUGUGCGGCUGGUGGAGCAGCGUUACGCUGCCUACAAGGAGAAGUUGCUACAGGCUCUAGGUCGGGUUGAGAGCAAACCGGGCUAAUGUAAGACAGAGAAUCUCCUUCACCCCACUGAGCCAACACCGGGCCAGCCUGGAGGACCAGUAGCCCAACAGACGAACUCACAAAACCUCCACUCAGGACUUUGUACAAGCUCUCAGCAUGCUUCUGUGACCUUUAACCCCCAAAGAUGGGCAAAGGGAUCCAGACAUGACUAAGAUGAAGAGGAGGUUGGAACUAAAGAUUAGUACUUCAAGAGUAAUCCUUCUCUCCGGAAAUGGAACACUGUUGAAAGCCCAGGAGUAUGUUUCUGGGAGUAAUGCUUUUUGAUAUUUGAAAGGGUUUUGUUUAGUUUUUUUCUUGUUGUUUUUACAUUGACCUCAUCUGUCUGUGUUUUUUACAUGCUGCUGCUAUUGCUGCUACUGCAAGUGUUACUUAAAACAUGACUUUCCCUUUGGUCUCUCUGCUUAUGUCUACCGCAUGUCCUCUAUCAGGGAAUAUCUAUAUGAAAGAGCAGAGUAAAAAAGCACUUCCUGUCCGAAAAAUUGGGAAGACUUAAAAUAUGAUGACUGCAAGAUAUAAGAGGACAAAUAGUAAUCUUGUCCACAUAUCAGAUUAUACAGUUCAUAAAAAAUUAUAAAAUGUUACUGUAAACAAAAAGAAAAGAAAAAAAGUUAUACUGUUUAUACUGGAGAUUGUCUUAAUAUAACUAUACAUUUACUGUAUUACUGAUAAUGUUUCACCCUACAGCUCAAUAUGUCACCCCACUGAGUCAAAAUAUCUCUUUCUUUCUAUUUAAAUUACCAAAAUGGCUGUGUAUCUCUAUGAUAGAGCGGUCAUUAAACCCACUGGCCACUAUAUUUAUAAAAAAAGUGUUUCAAUUGUUUUUGUAUGAGAGGUGUUUAUGUUGAUAUGGGGUCAUUUUGAGCUCCUCUAGAAAUAUGAAAUGGCCCCAUGCUGACUGUUACUCUCUGGAAAGACCCAUUGUUCGUUCAGGUGUCCCAUGAAAGCUUUUAGAAACACUCAGCACUGACAAAUCACCUCAGUCUCUCAAGUGGGCCACCAGUACUUAAUGUGCAGGAAGCAUCAGUGGAUGUGAGGAUUGUGAGAUGUGGUUAUCCGGUAAGCUUUUCUGAAUCAUUUCAGCUUUUAGCACAUACAGUAAUACACAAGGUCAUGUUAGAUUAGAGGGCAUCUCCUAGAUCAGCCUUCUGAACAGCUCUGCGUAUCUGAACCACAAGCAUGUCAAUCUGUAUUACACCAAAGGAAAACAGAACAAGCUCCCCUUAUUGUAAUUACAAAAUAAAGCUUUUAUAGAGAUCUUCCUGCUAAUGUAAA